Messenger RNA from Schizosaccharomyces japonicus yFS275, 584 nucleotides. Its product is annotated as RNase P subunit Rpr2. The coding region runs from base 116 to 499 and encodes 127 amino acids. The transcript has a single exon. Gene Ontology annotation, biological process: RNA processing. The record is from RefSeq and is a predicted model, not a curated record. NCBI's taxonomy places the organism in Eukaryota, Fungi, Ascomycota, Schizosaccharomycetes, Schizosaccharomycetales, Schizosaccharomycetaceae. Gene Ontology annotation, cellular component: endoribonuclease complex; ribonucleoprotein complex.
CGCAGUUCAUUCAAGCUCGUCAUAUAGGACAUUCCUUCCCAUUCUGAACUUUGAGUUAUUCGUCCUCGUCGCCCUUCCUGCCCUUCCUGCUGCCCUCCUUGCCCUCUUUGCCGUGAUGAAUAAGCAGGAUCAGCAUUCACGGAUGUCCUACUUGUACCAGGCAUCCAUGCUCCUUGGAACACAAACGGACGAAUUGGGACUAGCGCGUCAGUACGCGUCGACGAUUCGCUCUAUUUCCCAAAAAAAUGUCCUUCGUGUUCACCCACACAUAAAACGGACGAUUUGUAAGCGAUGUGAUACACCAUUCGUGUACGGAAAAACGUGUCGCGUCUCAUACGAGAUUUCCAGUGCGAAAAAGCCGGAACUUGACCGCGUUUUACGCACCUGUGCUGUUUGUGGGGCUACGAAACGCUUUUCUGACAGACCAGCAAAGAAGAGAACCAAGCAGGGUCAGGUCGCACAGGCGGAGUUGAAUGUAGAGCAGCAGCACACUAAAUAAAUAGGAGGAGGGAACAAUGAAGAAAGGCAUUAAAAAUUUCAGAAAACAAAUUUACAUGAUCUACACAUUAAAUGAAACGUAGAGA